Molecule: messenger RNA, 4383 nt
Organism: Pedinophyceae sp. YPF-701
Lineage: Eukaryota; Viridiplantae; Chlorophyta; Pedinophyceae
Source: the annotation of a GenBank genome assembly
AUGGAGGUCCAGGCGCAGCCGGUGACCAAGCGGCGCCUCCUGCGCGCGUACUUCGACAUUGUAAAGGACAUCGACGCCAGGGAGGACAAGUACGCCGACAUGAGCGACGAGGAGCUGAAGGCCGUCACCGAGACCCUGAAGGCGCGCAUCAAGAAGGCCUGCGCGGGCGCACAGUCGGAGGCCGCAGCGGACCGGGCGAUGAAGCGCGCCCUGGACGACGUGCUGCCGGAUGCGUUCGCGGUCGUGCGCGAGGCGGCAGACCGCGUGCUGGGCAAACGCCACUUCGCCGUGCAGUUGGUGGGCGGCCUGUGCCUGCACGACGGCAACGUAGCCGAGAUGCGGACCGGCGAGGGCAAGACGCUCGUGGCCACGCUGCCCGCGUACCUGAACGCGCUGAGCGGCACGCCGGUGCACGUCGUGACCGUGAACGAAUACCUGGCCAAGCGCGACGCCAAGGAGAUGGGCAAGGUGUUUGCUGCCCUGGGGCUGACCUGCGACUACGUCGUUGACUCGUUCAACCCGCAACGGAAGAGGCAGGCGUACGCGUGCGACAUCGUGUACAUGACGGCGAGUCAGCUGUGCUUCGACUACCUGCGGGACCGCUCGGACUUGGAGGCGGUGUACGGGGUGACGCUCAACGCGCGGCCGCUCGGCAUGGCCAUCGUCGACGAAGCCGACUCCGUCCUCCUCGAUCAGGCCUCCAUUCCGUGCAUCCUGUCGAACCCAGCGGUGCCGUCUGAGGAGGCGAUCGAACGGUGGCAGCAAGUCACGAUGGUGGCCCGGCAGCUGAAAGGCGAGAAGGUGAAGAACUCAGUGGCCGCCAAGGACCUCCCCCCCGACACAGACUUCUACGUCGUGGAGCGCGACCAAACGGUCGGGCUGACUCCGCAGGGCGUCGAGCGCUGCGAGGACAUGCUCGGCAUCACCCGCGGGAGGCUGUUCGAGCGCAUUGAUGGCACCGGCAACGACGAUGACGACGACGAUCCAGCCAUUCCGGUGGAGACGUGGUCGACAUACCUGCUUGCGAGCCUCAAGGCGCAGAAGCUGUACAUCAAAGGCCGCGACUACAUCAUCAUGGACGAGGACGGCGAGGGCCACGCGAUGCUCGUUGACCAGAACACCGGGCGUGUCCUACCGCGCACGCGACUGAUGCAGUCCAUGCACCAGGCUCUCGAGGCCAAAGAAGGCCUAAAAAUUGGGUCGUCCAGCGAAGUCAUCGCGCAGGUCACCUACCAGACCUACUUUGGGUACUACAAGCAGCUGUCUGGCAUGACUGGCACCGCCCUGCCCGCGGAACGAGAGUUCGAAAGCGUCUACAAGCUUCCCGUCAUUCCCGUGCCGCCAAACAGACCGCGCCGACGCGUGGACGAACCUCCGGAGCUGUUCCGGGAGUACAUGCCGGAGUACGACGGUUUCUUGCCGCCCAUAGCGAAGUACACGCGCAGUGAGGUUCAAGACCUGCAGGGGAAGAAGCUGCCCGUGCUGAUUGGCACGGCGAGCAUCAACCAGUCCUACGCGAUCGCACAGGCGCUCCAGGACUGCGCGGAGUGCAAGGUGCUGAACGCGAGCCCGGAGAACGUGGCGAAGGAGGCGGAGAUCAUUGCGCAGGCGGGCCGCGCAAGUGCCGUGACGAUCGCGACGAGCAUCGCAGGGCGAGGCACGGACAUCCUUCUCGGUGGAAACGCGGCCGGGCUGGCCGAGAGGACUGUGUUCGGGGUGAUCGACAGCCUCCUGACCACCACCAGGGAAGACGCGCUGAAAAUCAUGUCCCACUGGAAGUCGUCAGCCGACCGCGACGACGUCGUUCGGUUCACGCUGCUCAAGGACGCCACUUCCAGGGACAUCGCUGACUGGGAGCCGCAGCUCCUCGUGCGGCACGCGGACAUUGCCGAGGACCCCUCGUACUAUCAAGAGAUCGGAGUGAACGCCACGGAGCUGGUGCGCCUGCGAGAACAGCAGGACCGGUGCCAGAGUGAGUUCGACAACGUCCUGCCCUACGCCACCCAGGCCUUGUCCGACCUGCUCGCCAAGGCUUCGCUGCUGGGGACCGGGCUGCGCGACAUGGAGGCGCGGAGGGGGCUGCUGCUGAUCGACGCGCCCGAUACACUCAAGGACGACGUGCGGGAUCUCUGGGCCGAGACGCAGCGCAGGGUUUCGGUGCUGCGUCGGCAGCGGCACACAAGGGUCGUCAGGCGGAGGGGCUCGAUCGACCGGAUGUAUGCUGGGUUCGACACGUGGCAGGCGCUCCUCGACAAGAAGCGCGCCCGCCUCAUUUGGGGCAAUGAGAAGCACCCGUGGGACGCGCUGCCGGAGCGGGCGUUGGAUGUCCAGCGCGAGCGAAGCCCGGGCGUGGAGCCUUCGGAGACGUACGCGCAGAUGGUGAGCGCCGCAGUGAAGGCGCUCGGAGCCAUGGAGCUGCUCUACGACGCGGUGUGCGGCUUCGAGAAGGCGUACAUUGUUUCCAAGGGCGGCCUCACCGUGAUCAACGUGGGCAUGCAGCCCAACCUGCGGUCGACGCAGCAGCUGCUUGGCCGCUGUGCUCGCCAAGGCGACCCUGGGAGGACCAUGCAGUGGGUCAGCGCGGACGAUCCGGACUUGCUGCUGUAUGCAGCUGAGGACAUUCUUGUCGUGAAGGCCUUCAUGCCAAAGACGGUGAUCAUAGAGGAAUAUAAUCUCCUCACUGGUAACGAAAAAGCGCGGAAGAUCAUUCACUCGGCCCAGGAGAGAUACGAGGGGCGCGACGAGGCGUCGCGACGAAACAGCAUCAAGUACGACCGGAUCCUCGAGGUGUUCCGCCAGCAGCACUUCGGGCUGCGGCUGUCCCUGACGUCAGGCACGAAGGAGCAAGUCCACUCCUUUGUGCACGCUUGCAUCCAGUACUACGUCGACACGGCAGUCGGAAACACGUGCAGCCCCUCGCGCCCGCCGUCGGAGUGGGACGCCGAGGCCCUGUCGUCUGCACUCGCCGCGCUGACGGAGGCCGACCCAAAGCACGACAUCAUCUGUGGGGAGCCCGUUUUCGAGUGUGGCGGGUACUUCCGCCACGUGGCGAAGCGAAGCCGCGCCGGUGCAGUGUCCCUCCUGACAGAGUGCCUCGCGCUCUCGCCGGCGGGCCUGCGCGGCGUGUUUUGGCGGGUGGCACGCAACGAGGAGCUUGCCAUCCCCGCGGGCUCGUUCGCGACGAGGACCCCGGUCGGUUACGAGUGGCUGAUGAAGCGCCGCGCACUCGUGCGCCCGCACGACGUCGUGUGGGCCGGGGCGGGCGCCAAAACGGCCCCGCGCGUUGCUGCCAGCAAGGACGCCAAGGGCCUCGCCGGGGCGCCGACGUUCGCGCGUCCGCCCGUCCCGGUCGGGCGGUACGCGGCGGAGGUCCGUGCCCUGCGGGACUGGCUCGGCGAGAUCUGUUGCAUUUUGAUGAUCCAGCGGCUGGGGAUCCUGACCCUGUUCUGCGAGUACAUGCCGCUCAAGUCGGAGAUGCUGCAGCGCGCCGUGGAGGAGCUCGAGGAGGCGUGGAAGGUGGUCCUCGCGCACUCGGACUCGACGCGCGCCGCGAGCGGCCUGCGGUCCUUCGGGAACCUCAAGCCCCUGGACGAGUACAACGUCGCGAUGGCGGAGGCGUUCGAGAGCGUCACGCGGGCGGCGUACAACCGCAUCGCGGUGUCGUGCAUGACGAUGGGCGUCCGUGCGGAGUACUCGGUUCUGCGGGCCCUCCCCGACGAGAAGGAGUUGAAGCGCGCGGAGAACAUGCGGGAGGUCGCGCGGGCCGACGAGGAGCUGCGGCAGAAGCUGGCGAGGGAGGUUGAGGAGGCGGAGAAGGCGGAGAAGGCCGCGGAGGCCGCGGAGGGCCUGGAGUUCGCGUACAACCUGCAGCCGACGGGCCCGGACGGGAAGCCAAUGAACGUCAACUACGUGCGGUUCUUCCUGCGGAUGUUCCGCGCGAAGGAGAAGUCGGACGGCAGCCAGGACCUGCUGCGGCUCGCGAGGGACGCGAACGUGGAGAUCGACCAGCUGCGGGCGGACCUGCGUGCGUACAAGGAGUUCUACGAGCGGCGGGGGGGCGCAGGGACGGCCGCGCCGGACGCCGCGGACAUACCUGACGACGUGCCGGUGCUGUCCGACGACGACCUGGUGCGACCCCGACCGAGCGGGCAGGUCUACGUCACUGGGCAGGGCUACAUGGACGCGGAGACGAUGGCAAGGGCCACGUCUCUGGAGCAGGGCCCCGCAGAGCAGGGCUCUGACGCGACGGACGAGGAGGAUGGCGAGCAAGGCACGGAUCGUCCGGACGUACUGGGGGACGGCGACGAUGCGGCCGGUGGGAACGUGAAUGGAUCGGGCAAGCAGCGGCGAUGGAAGCCAAACGUGUACGACGGGCAGGGCUGA